CAAGAUGUCUGGCUACAGGCGCUUAGUCGACUGAUUCGAUGUCCAGGUUGCUCGCCGACCUCCUCCUCGCAGGCGGAUCUACCGAGAGAAGAGGAGCGUUUAUUAUAUCUGGUCUGGUAGCGCCGUUUUUCCUAUUGCCCUUGCAUGGUGCUUCUUCUGCCGUCUGUGCUCUUCUUGUUGUGUCUGCUCUGCUGGUCUCACGAUGCGACGCUCAACCAACAGACAAUGAAGCGGUAGCAUCCUCUCAACGUUGGCCUCACCCUUUGGAUACCCCAGGCGUUUCUUUUUUUGUCCUUUUUCGUGUCUUUUGCUCCACCUCAAUUCGAUACCCCUCGCCUCUUCCGUGAAGAAGGCAAUUCUCGAGUACUGCGAGUGUAUAGAUACGCCAUUCCGUGUUUGAAUCAUGGCUUCGCAAUCAACCUCUGGCGGUGCCAGCUUCUCACUCUUCCCCAAUCCUAAUUUCUCCAAGCCUAUGCCACGUACUGGCCAGACACCUCGGACCCGUCGUUCGGAGUCUCGUGAACGUCGAGUAGUUACACCGCAGCAGCAACUCCAAGACAGUCGUGCUCCAACGCCUGGUGCUUCGUCUUCACCAGUGCUUGCUCCUGUAUCAUCGCCUCAGAACGGCCGGCAGACGCCACAACAGAGGACACAUACCCCUCUAGAGACCAAUCAUCCCCUUGAAGCAGUAUCAGAGGCAGCUCUGGAUCAUAACCCUCCAUCGACUGCGAACAUAGAAGAGCAGCCGCUUGAUACACCCGGCGCGGACUCUAGUCGCCCCCGCCUGACCAUCGAAGUUCCUAGGCGAGCAGAUGCUCCCAUUUUGCCACCUCAGGUAUUACCAGGCAACAGCAGUAAUCGGCCGCAGAAUUAUAUCGCCAAACCUCUUCUAUUAUUUGACAGCCCGCCAUCGUUUGCACCGCCGCCGGCAGCGCCGCCAGCAUUGCGGUCCAUGUUUCCAACAUACAAUCCUGAUUUGCCCCUUGAUCAACAAAACUACGGUCCAAUUCAGAUGAAUCCUUCUGGAAUGCCUAGGGCUGUUGUCAGUCGCCAGAGCUACUUCGAAGAUCCCGAGGCUGCAUCUGAACGUCCACCGGUCCGGAGUCCACCAUACAGAGUUCCUGCUCGCCCUCAGAAUCCUCCAGUCAUUCCUGCCAUUAGCACUACUGAACAGCUUCAAGACCUUUGGAAAGUCGCAAACGGCUGGCAAGCGUCUGGAUCAGAGGGACGUGUUUAUUGCUUAAAGUUGACGCAACAAAAAGAUGCUCCUGUCUACACUCUUUCCUCCACCUCCCAGCCUUUUUAUAGUCUUCGUUUGGAUCCUACAUCUGCUUCGGCCUACGUGUCACUCAGUAGGCACGACCCCAGCAAGAUUUACAAGGCUCCGAAAUCAGCGUCAGGCUCUCCCGCAAGUAUUUUUAAUGGCGUUCUAAGCGGCAACAACCGAGCCUCAGACAACAAACAUUGGCAAGAAGCGUUAACUACAACCCUCGAAGAAGAAUCUCGCAAGCAUUCCCCAAAUGAUGGUCUUGCUGCCCUGCUUAUGCCCUGCGCCGCGACAAAAAUCGUCUUGGACAGGGCAGACGACCCUGUUACAGUUGCAGCUGCAGAGAGGGAGUGUGGCAGACUUGUAUGGGAUGACGAUAGCGCAAGCCACUAUCUAGUACAUCCUGCCCUGGCAACGCCAUUCUGUGUUACUGUUGAAAAUUGCGCUGCCUGGUCUCGUGUCGAGUAUACACUGGAACAUCACGAAUCACCACAGCACCUCGCCAAGCUCACACGGGAUGGUGCCGGUAGUGGGUGGUUGGAAAUCGAUACUGGUGUUGCGUCAAAAAUCGAGUCAUUCUACAUUGUCGACGUGGCUAUUACAGCACUGCUUCUUGUCGCGGCCAUGGAAGAUAGGAACUCACCAAACACUGUCAUCGAGGCAUUCGAGGCGCCACCGGUACCGGAACCUCCUAGGCCAUCAAGAAGCUUGAGCAGUGCAUUGAGCCGACACCGUGACGAUGAGAGCAGCAAGAAGAGUAAAAAAGACAAGAAAGAUAAGAAACGCCAAAGGAUGGAGCAAUUCGAAAUUGACAUCGAGAGCCAGAAUGAUAGUUUAGGCAAGGGGAGCAAAAAGGCUGAAGCUGAAGAUAAACUGCCCUUCCUAAUACGGGUCAUCGUUAAGCUGGCAAAGGGGCUAUUUAACUGUUUUAUAUGGAUACUUACAAUUGGGUUUGCAUGUGUCAAAGGAGUAUUCAAGGUUCUUUAUAAAUGUGUGGGAUCCAAGUAUUAAUACGACGAUAUAUGAUGAUUUAAUGAUGACAAUGAGCUAUCAAACGCUUUGAUUUAGCGUAUUCGUGAUCACUUUAUAGAUUGUACAUACUGUAUUUACUGUUUGAG
Molecule: messenger RNA, 2385 nt
Organism: Trichoderma asperellum CBS 433.97
Lineage: Eukaryota; Fungi; Ascomycota; Sordariomycetes; Hypocreales; Hypocreaceae
Source: RefSeq, a predicted model, not a curated record